Molecule: messenger RNA, 1379 nt
Organism: Hevea brasiliensis (rubber tree)
Lineage: Eukaryota; Viridiplantae; Streptophyta; Magnoliopsida; Malpighiales; Euphorbiaceae
Product: RHOMBOID-like protein 3
Exons: 5
Coding region: 216-1223 (335 amino acids)
Biological process (GO): proteolysis
Cellular component (GO): membrane
Molecular function (GO): serine-type endopeptidase activity
Source: RefSeq, a predicted model, not a curated record
GCAGAUCGAAAUUGAAGAGCAGGUUUCUCUGGAAACUGCGGCAGUUCAGUACCUGAAUAUCCUCAGCUCCUCACGCACUUUCCUUCUUUUAAAAACUUGCACUUUCACUCUUCUCUCUCUAUGUAUAUAUAAAAACGCCCGUUCACCAACUCUGCCAUCCCCAUUUCCACAGAGAGAGAGAGAGAGAGACGAACAAGGGGUUCUUUGCUUCAAACAUGCCAGGGGAUGAUAUUGAAAGAAGAGGAGGAGGAGGAGGAGGAGGUGGUGGAGUGAAGAGCAGAACAAACAACAGCUACCUGUCAUCGUCUUCAUCUUAUUUGAUUGAAGAUAAAGAGUCCCAAUGGACCUCGUGGCUCGUGCCUAUGUUUGUGGUGGCAAAUGUUGCUGUCUUCAUUGUUGUCAUGGCCAUCAAUAAUUGUCCCAAGCAUUUUCAUUCUCGGCUCGAAGGGAAGUGCGUUGCAAGGUUUCUUGGGAGAUUCUCUUUUGAGCCCUUGAGAGACAAUCCUCUCUUUGGUCCCUCUUCCGCUACAUUGAAGAAGUUGGGAGCUCUUGAGUGGGAAAAAGUUGUACAUAAGCACCAGGGAUGGAGGCUUGUUACUUGUGUUUGGUUGCAUGCGGGUAUUAUCCAUCUUCUUGCAAACAUGCUGUGCUUGGUCUUCAUUGGUAUUCGCCUCGAGCAGCAAUUUGGGUUUGUUCGCAUUGGUAUUAUCUAUCUGUUGUCUGGAUUUUCUGGGAGCGUGCUUUCCUCUCUAUUCAUUUGGAACAGCAUCUCUGUUGGUGCAUCUGGUGCACUUUUUGGGCUUCUAGGAGCAAUGCUUUCUGAACUAAUUACAAACUGGACUAUUUAUACUUACAAGGCUGCAGCACUGUUUACACUUCUAGUCAUCGUAGCCAUCAACCUUGCAAUUGGAAUUCUGCCACAUGUUGAUAAUUUUGCCCACAUCGGAGGAUUUUUGGUGGGGUUUCUUCUUGGUUUUGUUUUGCUGCCUCGUCCUCGAUAUGGAUGGUUAGAGCGUCAAAAUCUUCCUGCCAGUGUCAGUGACAAAUCCAAGUACAAAACAUACCAAUAUGUGUUAUGGCUGGUUUCUCUGAUUCUCCUAAUUGCAGGAUUCAUUGUUGCAUUGGUGAUGCUUUUCCGGGGAGAGAAUGGGAAUGAUCACUGCCAUUGGUGUCACUACUUGAGCUGCGUACCCACUUCCAGAUGGAACUGUGAUGAAAACUAGCCUAGGAGAGGGGGACUCCAUGAUUGGUGUAUUAUCGGUUUCCUCGUGUAAAUGCUUAGCAGUAGCUUAGGAACCCCUGCUGGGUUUGCUUAUUUAACUUUCUUGUAAUUGCAUUUAUAUCUGAUUUUGGCUAUUCAAUAUGAUAGAAUUCUUAUC